Messenger RNA from Mus musculus (house mouse), 8011 nucleotides. RefSeq names its product GRAM domain containing 4 (gene Gramd4). NCBI's taxonomy places the organism in Eukaryota, Metazoa, Chordata, Mammalia, Rodentia, Muridae. Bases 3836 to 5800 code for a protein of 654 amino acids. The record is from RefSeq and is a predicted model, not a curated record. The transcript is spliced from 19 exons. Gene Ontology annotation, biological process: apoptotic process; positive regulation of apoptotic process. Gene Ontology annotation, cellular component: mitochondrial membrane; cytoplasm; mitochondrion.
CCCAGAUGUGGGAGAGUAAUGCAGUGGCUUAAGUAACCCAGAAGCCGUCGCCUCUGGUAGAUGUGUUGGUGUUUUCUCCUUAUCAGUAACAGAAAGGAGAUCUAACUCUGUCAUGUGAUGAGCCCCGACUUCAGGGACCCCAGGUUUCUCACUGGGCUCUCACUGGGGUGUUUUUUUGUCCCCAGACCUUGGGUGACAUCUCCCUGCCUGGAAUGCUCCCACCUCAGUCAGUCUCCUGUCUCCACAGGGUGCUGAGAGUGAGGUAAUAAGGAUGUGGCUCUUUUUCUGCUGUCUUUCAUUUCCCUCAUUCCUGCAGGUCUGUGCUGGUGUGAGAGCAGGUGGCAACCCCCCUCCCUGCCCCCUGAGGAGUGCACAUAGGGCAGAUGGAGGUGAACCCUGUUGCCUGGAGUGGUGGGGCAGGUCUUUAAGAGAUUUGGGCUGGGCAUGGUGGCACACGCCUUUAAUUCUAGCACUCAGGAGGCAGAAGCAGGUGGAUAGAUCUGUGAGUUCAAGGCCAGUCUGGUCUACAGAGUGAGUUCUGGAACAGCUAAGGCUGUUGUAGCACAGAGAAACCCUGUCUUGACAAAAACAAAAACAAACAAGAAAAGGAAGGAAGGAAGGAAGGAAGGAAGGAAGGAAGGAAGGAAGGAAGGAAGGAAGGAAAGAAAGAAAGAAAAGUAGAUUUGGGCCUGGGGAAUGGCCCAGUGGGUAGGGUAAGGUACUUGCCGUACAAGUGUAAGGAUGGAGUUUGGACCUCUGCACUCACAUAAAUUUGAGAGGGACUGGAGCGUACCUGUAAUUCCAGUGUGCAGGAGGUGGAGACAGGACCUCAAGCAAGCUGGAUGACCAGACUAGCCAAAUUGAUGAGCUCUGGGAUCUGUUGAGAGACCCUACCUGUGCACAUACAAGGCAGAGAGACCUCGGAGAAGUCACCUAGAGUCAAACUCUGGCCUCCUUCUGCACCAUACCUCCACCAUACCUCCCACUGCUUGUCUGGUGUGCUUUUCUCCCACCUGGCUGCAUCCACUCUCUGGUCCUUCCUGCUGGAGGAAGGCAAAGGUGUUCCCAUCAGAUAGGGCUGGCUGCGUUAGGGAAGAGAAGUGUCUUUUAGACCAGGACAGGUGCAGAGGCCUGCAGGUAGAGGAGCCAGACAUGUGUAGACAUACUUGGAGUGGAUAGCUUGGGGCAUAAGGGGGUAGGUGAGGGGUCAGAGGGAGGCUUCCAGGUCUCUUAGAGCUCCAAGCAGAGGAUAAGAUAGUCUCAGGGUCAGGAGAGACCUUGCAGGUAGCUCUAAGCAGGGCAGGUUUCUCAGGAGGCAAAACAGAGUUAGACACAGGUAGUUAUCCCUAAUGGGACAGGAGGCUGUGGCUCUUCUGAUGACAGAAUCCCCUGGGAACUUUUUCCCCUUAGGGGAAAGUUGAGACCCCCAAAAUGCAAAGGCAUAAGGGAGCCAGUCUGCGAGGGAGUAGGCAGGCUCCCAGGCUCCCCACUUUUACCAUCUUGUAGAUUUCUGCUGAUGUGUGUAGACACCAGGGAGUCGGACCUUUCGGUGUGAACCUAGCUCUCAGCUCCGUUUUCCUGUGCCUACGUAGUGCUACAGGUAACAGAGCCAUGGAGCUGAGAAGAAAGGGAUGUAGCUGUUUAUACUCCCCCAGCAUCAGGCCCAGAAAGUGUCCCAUUCCCUGUGUUGAAGUGACCCAGGUUCACAGGAGAACCUCUCUGUAUCUGCAGCCGGAGCAAGCAGUCCAGGCGAUUUGAGUGUGUGUGUGUGUGUGUGUGUGUGUGUGUGUGUGUGUGUGUGUGUGUACUAACAGAGCAGAUUUUUGACCUAGCUUCUUUCCAAAGCUAACAUGGCUUUCCACUCUGGCUUUCUGCUUUGUGAUUCUCCCUUUAAAGCCACACGAGACAGGGACACCCCCUGCAACAUGCACACCUGCACGGCCCCCUCUUAUGGAACACUGUUCUCUGAGUAUAACAGCUAUUAUCUUCAGACAGUAGCAGGGAUAACUUGCAAGAAACCCCUGAGGCAUGGCCCAUUGACUGUUGUCGUUCAUAUAUAGAAGGGAGUACAGAGACCACUGGACCCUAGUCUGAGUUUCCAGCCAUUCUUUCCUAUGCUCCCCAGCCAACCCUGAGUAUGACUUUGCUCUAAUUGCAUGUGGCCUUGGGGUCUGGGAAGGAGCUACAGGAUCUAGAGACUGGAGGGGUAACUGUAGGGGUGGGGUUCCACCUAUGCAGCUGUGGAGAAGUCACCAUCCAUGCUGAGUGGUGUUUGGGGGUCACCCAUGCUCUGUGAGUGAGUCCAAUAAACACGUUGGUUCAUCAAGUUGGACACUGGUGGCAUAGUACUUUGCUCUGUCCCUGGGACUAUAUCUGGGGAGCAGACCUUUGUUUGCGUCUUCCCUAGAAAAGUUCACUCAAACCCCAUCUUUAUCAUCCAUGGCUGUCUGUGAACCUGAUAUUCUGGGCCAGUGGCCCUUAGGGACACUGGGGUCUCAAGGGAAGAGAAUUAUGGAUUCUGAGAGGGGGUGGCUUCUGAUUUAGGCAGCUCAACCCUUGAGGGGGAUCAGCUAGCCUCUGCCAGCCACAGGGUCAACCCGCUCUUCCUGCCACAGACCCCUGGCUUCUCCCAGAGCCCUUUCCCAGCCGUGAGGGGAAUAGCAGGGUCCUCUCAGGAGGCCAAGACAGAACAUUUAUAGAAUCACAAAGCCGUACCACAUGGCACGUGGCUAGCCUGUCUGCAAGGUAAAGGGUUGAGAGGCACAUGAUUCAUUAGGGAUCCGUGGGUACUGCAUUCUGCAUUCUGGGUUCUUCAGGUUCCUGGCUUGCAAUUGGUCACUAUUUCACUACCUCCACCACCCCACUGCUCAUCCAGGGGGUGAAGAAACUGGAUGUCAGGAGUGGGCACGAGCCGGCUGUGGGGUACACAGGGGGUUUCAUUAUGUCACCAUCCUGAUGAUAGCCUCUGGUAGCCUGCACAUUGUGGAAGAUGUUCCCUUCAUGGGCACUCAUUGUCAUGGUCCCAGGCUGGUACCUCAAGGGGAAGUCAGAGACCACUACACUGAAGUUUCUCUCUGUUGUCUCUGAUGAGGAGGACUGAUGAGGAGGACUGAUGAGGAGGAAGGAUAUGGUAGCUAGGCCCAGCUCCCUGCUACCCUUCUGUGUGGAGGGACUUGAGCUGUGUUUUGGAAGGCCAGGGGAUGCGGUUAGCUGAGUUCGGUGGCAUCUCUGAGUCAGGCAUUAGUUUCUGUAGGUGUGCAUGUGGCAUGAUGACAGUUGUCACCUGGUCCAGCCUGAAGUAGGACCAUGGACAUAGGACCCUGUGAAGCCUGACGUGGCUUUGUACCUGUGCCCUCUGUGGGUGGAGGCGGGUGCCUCUCUGGCUUCAGGGUAUGUGUGCCCAGCCCUGCUUUUGGUCUUCCAUUUCAACUAACUGGCAGGCAGGAGUUUUUUAAGCCUCUGGAAUUGGGAGGUGAGGGUGUUCUCUUUCAUCCCGGGACCUUUCCCUCACGGUACCCCAGCCACCCCUUUGUGAAGUUCCCUUGCUUCACAGUUGACUCAGCUGCUGUCUGUCUGUCUGGUGGAAAAGCAGGAGCCUCCCUUCUCCACAUUUCUUGUGAACCUGUUCAUCCGGCCCAGCCAGGUCCUCACGCCUGCUUUCUUGAGACCUGCCCACCCCUGGGACUCAGGGCCAGACCUUUGAGCUCUGGGUCGUUGGCCCGGAGGACUGUGAAGUGGCUGUCCUGCGGGAGCUGUCACUGUCGCAUGAAGAGGGAAGGCCUCCACCAGGCGCCAGGUGUGGCCUUGGAGCGGUGGUGUGAUUGUGGAGGGAGACAUGCCAGGAGGCAAGGCCGUGGAUCCGCUGGACUUUCAUGCCUCAGAGCUUGGAUUUUCCCAGCGAGAGAUCGGUCUUAGCCCUGAGGCCUGUGGACAUGAGACAGUGCGGGAGCCUCCCCGUCAUGUCCAGGUGAGGCCGAGGAGUGCCGUGCUGAACAUGCUCAGGAGGCUGGAUAGGAUCAGGUUCAGAGGACACAAGAGAGAGGACCUCCUUGAUCUAGCCGAGUCCCCAAAUGCCUCGGACACCGAGUGCGGAGACGAGAUCCCCCUGAAGACGCCACGGCCCUCGCCCCGGGACAGUGAGGAGCUCAGGGACCCUGCUGGUCCAGGGACCCUCAUCAUGGCGGCAGGCGUGCAGGACUUCAACAGGACAGAGUUCGAUCGACUGAACGAGAUCAAGGGCCAUCUGGAAAUCGCCUUACUGGAAAAGCACUUUCUUCAGGAGGAGCUCCGGAAGCUUCGAGAAGAGACCAACUCAGAGAUGCUGCGGCAGGAGCUGGAUCGGGAGCGGCAGCGCCGGAUCGAACUGGAACAGAAAAUGCAGGAGGUGCUAAAGGCCAGGUCCGAGGAGCAGCCAGCACAGCCUCAGCAGCCACCAAAGGGACAGAGCCAGGCCAGCAAUGGCACAGGCACAGAGCGCCGCAGCCAGGGCUUGGCCUCCCGUGUACAGAAGUGGUUCUAUGAGAGGUUUGGGGAAUACAUCGAGGACUUCCGCUUCCAACCAGAGGAGAACACAGUAGAGACGGAGGAGCCCCUCAGCGCCCGCAGGUUAACUGAAAACAUGAGAAGACUGAAGCGCGGUGCCAAGCCUGUCACUAACUUCGUGAAGAACCUGUCUGCCUUAUCUGACUGGUACUCCAUCUACACCUCCGCCAUCGCCUUCACGGUAUACAUGAAUGCUGUGUGGCACGGCUGGGCCAUCCCCAUGUUCCUGUUCCUAGCAAUUCUGAGGUUGUCCCUCAAUUACCUCAUCGCCAGGGGCUGGCGGAUACAAUGGAGCAUUGUGCCGGAAGUGUCUGAAGCUGUGGAACCCGCAAAGGAAGAUCUGACCGUGUCUGAGAAGUUCCAGCUGGUGCUGGAUGUGGCCCAGAAAGCACAGAAUCUCUUCGGCAAGAUGGCCGACAUCCUGGAAAAGAUCAAGAACUUGUUCAUGUGGGUGCAACCUGAGACCACGCAGAAGCUCUAUGUUGCCCUGUGGGCCGCCUUUCUGGCUUCUUGCUUCUUCCCCUACCGCCUGGUGGGGCUUGCUGUUGGCCUCUAUGCCGGCAUCAAGUUUUUCUUAAUUGACUUCAUCUUCAAACGCUGCCCAAGACUUCGAGCCAAGUAUGACACCCCCUAUAUCAUCUGGAGGAGCCUGCCCACUGACCCUCAGCUCAAAGAGCGUGCUGGUGCCACCGUGUCACGCAGGCUGCAGACAGCCUCAUCACGGAGCUACGUCUCCAGUGCUCCAGCUGGUCUGAGUAAGGACGAAGAUGCUGGACGCUUUCACAGCACCAAGAAGGGGAACUUCCACGAAAUCUUCAACUUGACUGAAAACGAGCGCCCGCUAGCAGUGUGCGAGAAUGGCUGGCGCUGCUGCCUCAUUAACCGAGACCGGAAGAUGCCCACGGACUACAUCAGGAACGGGGUUCUGUAUGUGACAGAGAAUUACCUGUGCUUCGAGAGCUCCAAGUCUGGGUCAUCAAAGAGGAACAAGGUGAUCAAACUGAUGGACAUCACAGACAUCCAGAAGGAGGAGAGCGUCCUGGACGAGUGGGGACUAGCAUCACCCCUGUCCUUAGGAGAAGCUGGUGGCCCGGUGGCAAUGGUUGUACUCUUUCAUUUCAGUAUAAAGUCUUGUCUGUCCUCCCUGGCUCAGGCAUGGGAAUUGCUGUUUCUACACCAUCAACCCAGAAACCCCUGGUGUUCGGUGCCAUGGUGCACAGAGAUGAAGCCUUUGAGACCAUUUUCAGCCAGUAUGUGAAAAUCACGUCUGCAGCGGCCUCUGGCGGUGACAGCUAGUAUUGACUCUGGGGUGUUGCUGGAAUCCUUUCCAACCGCUGGCUGGAGGAGCGGACAUCCUCGCAGUCUUCGGCAAUAAUUCUCCUGGACUGUGGCUGGUUAUAUUGGCCUAGGCUCUGCAGACCAGAAGGGCUGGAACUCACAUGGAACGGUGCCGGGCUGGCCCGUGCCAAGCGCAUGAAGCACCUUCAUGACCACCUGUGGACACAGGUGGGCAGAGGAUCCUCUUAACCAGUCUGAAGGAUGGCACACAAGACACUGGUCCUCAGGCCCUGCUAAGCACAGCCCCUCACUCUCCUUCCCGGCCUGGGUGCAGACCCAGCCCCUGCCAUCCUGAGAGGCUCCUUGGUCUUAUGACCCCUGUUCUUCAGAGGCUUUUUCCACCAAAGCCAUAGCUGGGAAUGGUUGUGGCCCCUUCCUGCAGGGGUGGUAAGAUGGAGAGAAUGGUGGGGAGGCCCCUCUCCAGUGAAGAAAUGGCCAGUCAUCUCACCCAGCCCUCAGACCCUCCUUCCACGUUGGACCUGCUGUGGGCACUCCGAGGCUGUGGGUAGGGCCUCUUAGGGCUUGGUGUUUUGGGGGUACCUGCCCCUCCAUCAGUGUCUGGGCAUGAGUUAUCACUCAUCUGGCUCGUCUUGGCCUGACACUCCAGCUAAGAGGUCAGGCCAGUGGUUGGUGUCCUGUGAGGGCCCAGACUGGCGUAGUGUCGGCAAAAGCACACCUUUUUAACACUUGGCUCUUUGGAAGGUUUCGGGGCGAGCAUUCUCCACCCUGCUGUUAAGUGAGAGACUCCAUGGUCAUCUGGCUGGCGUUUGGCCUCCAGGCUGCAGUCACUCUGGAGUUAUGGGAGGACCCUGUGCCACAGCAGACAGCUGUGGGCAGAGCCUAGAGGUUAGGGGCCAGAGUUGCCUUGUCCUCUAACAUCUAACAGUAUUUAUUGUCUCUUACUGCACGCUCUGCAGGGGUAAGGCACAUCCCAUCCCACCCAUGCUCCCUGCCCCGACAAAGGUGGAGACUUCACAGGUGGGCGAUCUUGCAGGCCUGGGCCUCUGGGGGGGGCAACCACGACGCCACCUGUGAAUCUCCCAGGUGGACCACUCUUGUCUCCUUCAGCUUGUCCCGAGUCCUUCAGAUGUCACUGAGAUUGCUUUUUUGAAGAAACAGAAGAUUAUAUUUUUUACAGAGAGCAAGCUGUCUUUCUUAUUUUUGUACCAUUUUUCAAAUGUAAUUUUUACCUUUGCUCCAACGCUCGUUUGCCGGCGUAGGUGUGAGGCCCGGUGGCUUGGGCUCAUGACACCUCAUUCCCAGGGGACUUCAGGCCACACACUGGGGGUGGGAAGGGCUUGCCAGGCAACCAGAUCAAGCACACAUACCACUCCAGAUGCGUAGCAGAGGCCACACAGCUCCAGGUACAUAGACGGAGGAGUCUGGAUGGGGAGGCGGGACCCUCGACCCAGGGCCGUGGCUUGGGCCCCUGGAAUAUGCUUGUGCUAUGAAGAGCACGGAAUCAGAGAAGGAGCACCCCAACGUGCCAGAGGGAAGGCAACAUGGCCUCUGACCUGUCCGUGAGGAUGGCUUCAUGGGUGAUAGCCACACAUGGUGGCUAACACUUCAUGGACCCUGGCGGUGCCUGGGUUGUGAGUGUUGCCACCCCGGUGUGCUACAGAGAGGCCUUAAGCAGGGAAGGCUUUCAGGGUGGAAUACGUGGUUUAGUUUGAGUCUCUUUCUUUGGGAAAGAGAGAUGAAGACUGACCAUGGGUCAGGGCAGUAGGUCAGGGAGGUGGCCCCAAGUUCUACCAUUAGCCACCGGCAGAUCUUUGAGUAGAGCUUAGGGGGUCAGGGCUGGGCCAGGGGCCUAUGUAGCUUCUAGGCAUCCUUACAGAGACACUGGGGUUUGUACUGGAUUGUGUGAUCUGGGCAGGUGUUUAAUUGCUCACUAAUCACUGACCUAGAAUGUUCAAUUUUGUAUGUGUGAAGCUUGAGUCUGUUUUGGAUCUGUACAUAAUUGUUGCUGGUGUAACUUUUGUUCUACAAAAGGAUCAUAUUCUAUAAAGAACUGAUAGGAAAAAAAAUCCUCUGUCACUUUUUUUUUUAAAAAAAGAAAACCUUGUUUAGAUACAAAGUCUUGUAUAAAUUAUAAUUUUUAUUUAAUAAACCUAAAAUGCUCUGUGCUGAG